Molecule: messenger RNA, 2230 nt
Organism: Xiphophorus maculatus (southern platyfish)
Lineage: Eukaryota; Metazoa; Chordata; Actinopteri; Cyprinodontiformes; Poeciliidae
Product: kinesin-like protein KIN-14N
Exons: 2
Coding region: 895-1941 (348 amino acids)
Source: RefSeq, a predicted model, not a curated record
AAUUCAACUUUACUGAUCCCAAAGGGAAAUUAAAUGUUGUUGUGAGUCAUAUAGAUUUGGUUAAUGAUAACAUUACCCAAACCACAAAUUUCAGUAAUUACAUUCAAACUAAUCAAACUCAAUUUCUCAGAAAAUAAUCCUAAAUAAUAACUAAUUAAAAUGGAUUUUAAACACAGAAAUAGUCUAAUUAUGGUAAGGCUGAACAAUAUUACAAUAUCAUGAAAUAAGUGUCUUAUAUCUGUAUCAAUAAUGUUUUUGUUAGUUUUUCUGUUUUCAAUAUUUGGAAUACAUUCUUGUUUUAUCCAUAGUUUUCACAUCACAAUGCUUUUUAAUUUCUUUUCUUUAUUUCUAAGCAAUUAUGAGGAAUGGAGGUGAAACCAGAAACUGCUGCUGCGCAAGUGACUCAACAGGCUGUUGCUAGGUAACCAAAGAGCGAGAACAUUAUUUGAUUCCACCAACCUUGCUUAGCUAGAGAGAGGUUGAGUUGGCAUCAGCUGGGUCAACAGGCCCGUUUCCCCUUUUUCUGUUUUUGGACACAAUGUUUCCUUUUGACCUGUGGUCCUCGCACCCUGCUGUGCCAGUCCAUUGUCUCCCCAGUGUGGAUUUCAGCCUUGGUGACAUAUUACCAGCCGAACUGUCUCCAAUAGCCAUCAGCUAAGCCGAGCAGCGUUCAGCCGUAAAGUUUGUUUUUAUUCAAACUUCAGCAGUUUUCUAGUUGUUCUGCUGAGGCAGUGACAUCAAUGUGUGACAUCACGCAAAUUGAUGUCACAAAGAGCGAUGCACACUUUGUGGAGCUAGAGGGCAUCACAGAGCUGCACGCUUGAAUUCUACGGUCAUAACCAUUGAAGAAGAGAGACAGAGAGCACGUAGUAGUAUCCUAACAAGAGAUUGAAAAUGAAAGCUUUUCGAGAUAAAGAGGCAAAUUCUAACACACAAGUAAAGAAAAUCAUUGAGAAGUUUUUGGAUUUGUCCAGAGAAACGGGAUCAACAAUGAGUUGCAGCAGUAAGACAUCAUCUUGUGAUUCUGGGAAGGAAAAAGUACAACAGACAUUAACUAAAGAGACACAGAAGCCCCAUGGAAUAUUGAACGAAGUUGGCAUGAUGUCCAUUGUAAAACAGUCUCUGAUUGAAAGAAAUGAGGAGCUGAAGAUGCAAGUUCUGAACAUAGAACAAGCUACAUUUGAAAAAGACAAGCUUCAAGACAAAGACGAGGAAUUAAACAAACUGUUGCACGUAAACAAAACGUUAAAGGAGAACAACACCACCCUGGAGCAGAAUACCACUGCCUUGGAGAACAAAAGCACCUCCCUGAAGCAGAGAAUCAAUGCCCUGGAGAAGGAAAAAAACACCCUGCAGCAGGAAAAAACUGCCCUAGGGCAGAAAAGCACCGCUCUGGAACAGAGAAUCAACACCCUGGAGAAAGAAAAAAGUACCCUGGAGAAGGAAAAAACUGCUCUAGGGAAUAAAAACACGACUCUGGAACAUAUAAACCAUGCCCUGGAAAGGGAAAGAAAUACCCUGGAGAUGGAAAACACCAUUUUCAACGAGAUAAACACCGUCUUGGAGCAGAAAAGAGCCUCCUUGGAGGAGAAAAGCAACUUCUUGGAACAGAUAAACACUGCCCUGACGCUGAGAAGCACCUCUCUGGAGCAGAAAUGUUCUAUCUUGGAGAAUAUCAACACCACCUUGGAGGAGCAAAACGAGAUCCUGGAGCAGAAAAAUACUGACUUGAAGAAUAUGAACAUCGACCUGCAGCUUAAACUGGAGCAGCUGAACCAGAAGCCAACUGAACAGAAAAUCAGCGAAAACAUCAAAUCAGUUUCAGAUCAGCUACAGAAGCAGCCUAUAUUCAGACGUGUCAUCACUGGCGUCUCCAAUACCUUCCUGAAAAUGUACCAAACAGGUACUAUCAGGUACUGGGUUGACACUUGGUACUGCUAAAUAAAGAAGUGUGAUGAGGGCUCCAAGCUUCAUGCUUGAGUAUCUGUGGCAGAAAGACUAGAGGACAACAGAACUACCGUGUCAGGGGAGCUUGACACUUGGGGACUUAUGGCGGAAAAGCUUAACGCUUGAAAGAUGUUGACAGGAGAGCUUGAGGCCCGCAGGACUGCGGUGCCAUGGGAACUUGAGGCCAUCGAACACAGGCGUCAGAUGAAGAGCUUGGUCUGCUGACCCCAAGCUCCUCCCGGCCUGCCUCCAGGGCUUCGUAGCGAGUCCUGUUGGUCUCCAG